This is a messenger RNA of Amphimedon queenslandica, 1042 nucleotides long. RefSeq lists its product as uncharacterized. The coding region runs from base 50 to 910 and encodes 286 amino acids. Lineage: Eukaryota; Metazoa; Porifera; Demospongiae; Haplosclerida; Niphatidae. The transcript has 7 exons. The record is from RefSeq and is a predicted model, not a curated record. Gene Ontology annotation, molecular function: protein binding.
CUCUGAGAGUGUACUCAUUGAAUGUGCAAAUGGAAAUGUGACUCAUAAAAUGAACACAACAGUUACUGAUUCAGGUUAUUAUGCAAAAGCACCAACAAAUUUAACAACAACCUUCAAUGCAAGUGGAGUUACUUUAGAAUGGGAGGACAAUGGGAAUAACUGUACUUCUACUGAGUAUCAAGUGACUGUUAUUAGUUGUUCAUGUGCAUCAACCAGUGUAUUGACAUAUAGUACUAAUGAAACAGCCAUACUUAUAAACUCAAGCGACUUAUUAGAAAAUGUAGCCUAUACAUACACUGUUAGAGGGUGGAACGAGCAGCAAAGUAACAACAGUGAACCAUUCACACUUGGUAAUGAUACAAUUACUUCUCAGUGUGAAUCACCACAAAAUGAUAAUGAUCUAGGCACUCCUAGCUUCAAUGUUACUAUUAUUGCAAAUGGUACUACUGAUGAUUGCAGUGAUGGUAGUUGUUGUACUAAUAUUACAAUUUUUAUACAACUGGUAUUGAACACAUCAGACCCACAGUAUGCAAAUUUAACCUAUAACAUAUCAUAUAAUGCUAUCACUGUUAAUGAAGAAUCAAUGGUAACAAGUGACGGAGAAUGGAACAAGAAUAUACAGUUACUUCGUAAUAGAACACACUACUUUGAUUCCAGACAAGCUAAAAAUCAAUGCAGCUCUAGCCCAAUGGAAAAUUCUGGAACAUUAAGUGCAGGAGAUAUUGCAGCAAUUAUAUUAGCUGUAAUACUAGCACCAAUUUUGAUAACAAAUAUGGGAUGCUUCAUUUGCUGGCUUUAUAAAAUAGGUUGUCUUACUAAGCUAAUUCAAAAAAUAAAAGAGGUAUUAAAUUUACACCAAAAGGAUGAAGGCCGCCAAGAACAAGAAAUGAAACUAACCAGUGAUUCAUGAUUAAUAUCCUAUUAGAUUAUUUUUCUUACAUAAACUUAAUAGUAAUAUUAUAGACUAGAUCUAUCAUAAAUCAUUUAAAGCCUUAUAAUUGAGUGAAUGUAAUUAAAUUGUUAUUAGAUCUAACCAUAAAUU